CAGGAACCAGCACGAACAGCCAUAAAAAAGGCUGUCUUCCUCCACAUCGCUCUGCUGGACACUCUCCUCUCAUUCUUUUGCUUCUGGGACUUUUUUUCCUGGUUUUUAUCUUGUCUACAUCUUGUUCAAAUAUACACAUUUAUCCUUCCAUUCUCCAGCUUUUCCCACCUCUUCGUGAAGCAACACCCUAUUUAUCGUUGUCUCGUGCACUCGCCGACCAACCCUGCACCUCCUCCCAUGGCUUCAGCAGACGUCGAAGCUGCAACUGCACUGAAGCUGCAGGGAAACAAAGCCUUCGCUGAACAUGACUGGCCUGUUGCGGUGGACUUUUACACCCAGGCGAUAGAGAAAUAUGACCGGGAACCUUCAUUCUUCUGCAAUAGGGCGCAGGCGCAAAUCAAACUUGAGGCGUACGGCUUUGCGAUUGCCGAUGCUACCAAGGCACUAGAACUCGACCCUUCCUAUAUCAAGGCGUACUGGAGACGAGCGAUCGCGAACACUGCCAUCCUCAACUACAAGGCUGCUCUUAAAGACUUCAAGGCCGUCGUUAGAAGGGAACCGAACAAUCGCGAUGCGAAACUGAAGUUGGCAGAGUGCGAGAAGCUCGUGCGUCGUAUCGAGUUCGAAAAGGCGAUCGAAGUCGCCGAGCCGCCGUCUGCGUUCGAGGAGGUGGAUAUCGACGCGAUCGUUGUCGAUGAUAAGUAUGACGGUGUUCGACUGGGGAAUGAAAUGACGCAGGAGUUCAUUGACGACAUGAUUGAGAGGUUCAAGAAUGGGAAGAAGAUCCACCGCAAGUACGUUUUCCAGAUCAUCAAGGCGGUUCGAGAUAUUGUCUAUGCGGAGCCGACGAUGGUCGAGAUUGGAGUGGAAAAGGGCACAAAGUUGACUGUGUGCGGUGAUACGCAUGGCCAAUUCUUCGACCUCCUGGAGAUCUUCAGGCGGAAUGGAUACCCGUCUGAUACACACGCGUAUCUCUUCAAUGGUGACUUUGUGGACCGUGGUUCAUGGUCUACGGAGAUUGCCCUUCUUCUAUACGCCUACAAGUGGCUGCGGCCUAAUCAGUUAUUCCUCAACCGCGGAAAUCAUGAAACAGACGACAUGAACAAGGUCUACGGGUUCGAAGGCGAGUGUAAAGCCAAGUAUACUGAGGCAGUAUUCAAGGUCUUCUCUGAGUCCUUCUCUGCCUUGCCCCUAGCUACGUUGAUCGGGAACAAGUAUCUCGUGCUUCACGGGGGACUUUUCUCAGACGACAAGAUCACCCUGGAUGAUAUUCGCAAGCUGAACAGGCACAACCAACGACAGCCAGGUCAGCAGGGUCUGAUGAUGGAGAUGCUCUGGACCGACCCACAGCCACAACCAGGACGUGGGCCGAGCAAGAGAGGUGUCGGUUUGCAGUUCGGUCCAGACGUUACCAAGCGUUUCUGCGAAAAUAACGGUCUCGAGGCAAUCAUCCGUUCGCACGAAGUCCGCAUGGAGGGCUACGAGGUUGAACACGACGGACGCUGCAUCACCGUCUUUUCCGCUCCCAAGUACUGCGACACCACCGAAAACAAGGGCGCUUAUAUCAACAUUGGGUCGGACCUUAAACUCGUAUAUGAAGUUUUCGAGGCAGUGCCUCAUCCAAAUGUCAGACCAAUGGCUUACGCCCAAAACUCGAUCUUGUCAAUGAUGUGACCCAUUAUCGUUAUCUGUUGUAUGAUAUAUCUCUUUUGCGCGCGGGUUGGCGUUCGCGGAAAUUUCUCUUAGAUCAGCAAAGAAAUGAGAGCCGAAAAGCAGUGCGCUUCUGACUGAUGAUAUGCCAUAUGACAUUGGGAAAUCUGGAUAUUUGUCGUCUAUUUUUUGCUCCAUUAAUUUUAUAUCUGAGGCUCACGAUGUUGCUGUAUCUCUCAAUGGUAUAGGUUCAGUGGCUUUCUUGAUUUUACAUAGCAGGGGGAGUAUGAGAAACGAGGGUUACGAGGGAUGACAUGAGAACGGCAUUCCAAAUGCUCCAGGACUAGACGAAUGCAACGAUAGAAUGUCCAG
Monascus purpureus is the source of this 2022-nucleotide messenger RNA. The record is from the annotation of a GenBank genome assembly. Lineage: Eukaryota; Fungi; Ascomycota; Eurotiomycetes; Eurotiales; Aspergillaceae.